AUGCCGCGCUGUUACCUUCUGAAAAAGAAGGCCGCGGCCUUGCAACUGAAAGGCCAGAGUCCAGAACUCGCCGAUUACAUUGUCGAAGAACCACCGUCCCCAUCCGAAGCAGAAGUCGCUCCUCAGAAUGCCAACGACUCGAACGAUGAGGAGAUCCAAGUCGACGAUUCCACGAGUCCCAUUGAGUUCACGCGGGCACGAUCGCCGUCGUCGCCGCGUUCUACUCACAGCCCCCGCAGCGACUCGCCUGCGCCGUCGAGCAGGACCUCACCUCCGGGCGGACUCUUGCCUCCCGUGUUCACACCGCUACAUUAUCCCCGUUUCACGAUCUUCAAUCCAGCGUUCGACAUACAUCCCAGCGCUCUCCGGAGGGACCCUCCCACCCCGUCUGCGUUCUCAUACCCGCCAUCUUUCCAGGAUAGCUACCAUGCGAUAGAUUUAUCUAGAAGUUCCGCGUUGAAUAAUCUCGCUAGUUUGAACAGUCUGAGCAACAGCCUCAGCAGCGGGUUGUCCGGUCUACGGAACGGACUGGACGCGAAACUGUUCGCCAGCAGCGGGAACGGUGCCCAUCUCGACCACCAUCUCGGACAUCACCGGCAUUUCCACUCUGAACACCAGAAUGGCUUGUCGCUGAGCGGCAACGCCGGCAGCGACAGCAAUCAUCACCACCACGGCCACGACCACCACCAUCAUAGCCAACAUCAUCAUCACCAUCACCACCACCACCAUCAGACUAACAACAACAACAACAAUAAUUUGAGCAACAACAACAACAACAACAGCAUGAAUAACAACAACAAUAUCGGGGAAGACGGCGACGACGACGACGAUAUCAUGUCCGACGACCAGAAGGAUGAGAAAAAGCCCAAACUGCCGGCCAUGUACAAGCCUUCGGUUACCGUCAGCUACACGUACGACGCGUUCUUCAUCUCGGACGGACGUUCGAGGGGCAAGAGCGAGAAACUCAAGUCGUGUAGCACCGACGCAAUUCUAGGAGCUGCGACUCCUCAGCAGAAAGAACAGAGCAAACAGAGGUAUACUUGUUCAGAAUGUGGAAAGCACUACGCCACGUCGUCGAAUCUGUCGCGACACAAACAAACCCAUCGGAGUCCCGACUCGCAAUUGGCCAAGAAGUGCCCUACAUGUGAUAAGGUAUACGUUUCGAUGCCGGCGCUGGCGAUGCACGUCCUCACCCAUAACCUGCAGCACAAGUGCGAGAUCUGCGGUAAGGCGUUCUCGCGGCCAUGGCUUCUCCAAGGCCACAUGCGAUCCCAUACGGGAGAGAAGCCAUUCGGAUGUGCUCAUUGCGGAAAAGCGUUCGCCGACCGUUCCAAUUUGCGGGCCCACAUGCAGACGCACUCCGGCUUCAAACACUUUCAGUGCCCGCGAUGCAAUAAGACGUUCGCCCUGAAGAGCUACCUCAAUAAGCACUAUGAGUCUUCCUGCUUUAAGGACUCAAACUCCGGUCCAUCGGUGCCCCAUUCGCCCGUGUCGUCUCCGUUGUCGGUUUCGAGCCUCAUAUCGCCACCUACAACGCCGUUACCUCUUAUGUUACCGCCUCAUCCGCUGAUCCCCUUACCGCCACCGCCGAGGACCGUUGAAUGA
Messenger RNA from Galendromus occidentalis (western predatory mite), 1605 nucleotides. RefSeq lists its product as uncharacterized. The transcript is spliced from 2 exons. Gene Ontology annotation, molecular function: RNA polymerase II cis-regulatory region sequence-specific DNA binding; DNA-binding transcription factor activity, RNA polymerase II-specific. The coding region runs from base 1 to 1605 and encodes 534 amino acids. Lineage: Eukaryota; Metazoa; Arthropoda; Arachnida; Mesostigmata; Phytoseiidae. The record is from RefSeq and is a predicted model, not a curated record. Gene Ontology annotation, biological process: regulation of DNA-templated transcription.